Meloidogyne enterolobii is the source of this 434-nucleotide messenger RNA. The record is from the annotation of a GenBank genome assembly. Lineage: Eukaryota; Metazoa; Nematoda; Chromadorea; Rhabditida; Meloidogynidae.
UCACCCCCCCCCUGGUUACGGGCCUGGCCAUCAUCAUUUACUAUUAAUUCAGAAGACAAACAAAUUCAACAAUUUGUUAGAAAGGAUUAUAAAAUUAAUAAUAGAGAACAGUUUGGCUCUCUCAGUAAAAAUAUUCGAAUGCCACAAACAGAAAAAGUCAAAACAGGAUUUCAAUCAAAUAUUUGGGACAAAGGAAUUGAAGUUAUUCGGUUUGUCAAAGAACGUGAAAAAACUUUUCGCGAAAAAUUGGAAGACGAUUUUUGUGAAGGAAGGGCUGUACAAGUAGAGGAACCUUUAUAUGUUACUUUUAAACAUGCACUUAAAAAGGAUUUGAAAUUGAAAAGGAUGAGGGCUGAAAGGAAGAAGGAUGCAAAAGAACAACAGGCCUCCAGUCAAUGAUCACCACAACCAGUUCAAAAGCACAAUUAAACACA